Endocarpon pusillum Z07020 is the source of this 1458-nucleotide messenger RNA. RefSeq lists its product as uncharacterized. The transcript is spliced from 2 exons. Bases 1 to 1458 code for a protein of 485 amino acids. The record is from RefSeq and is a predicted model, not a curated record. Lineage: Eukaryota; Fungi; Ascomycota; Eurotiomycetes; Verrucariales; Verrucariaceae.
AUGUCUGACGUCAAUGAUAUCACAGGCAUAGAAGAUGAAAAGCUUAGAAAAGCUUUAGUUCUACAAAGUAGAGUGGCCUCGCUCAUUGAAAGCUCACAACGUCUUCUAGAUUUAAGACGACCAGAACGUCCUCCUCCACACAUACCACUUGCACAGCGGCCUUUUGAGCCGGAUCGCACGUUGCUUACCAAGGAGCAAGUUCGAAUGUAUUACGCGUGGAGCUUGGACAGACUCCAUGGCCUAUCAGCUGUCGUUAGAGAAAACGUUCAGCGACGCAUGGACAAUGCCGGCGAUUCUACGGCUGAUGCCACAACAAAAAGGAAGCCGUAUCGUCACAUGAUCGACGAUUUCGAAAACAAUGAGUGGAAGAGAAUGCGCUGGCCAAUUGGUAGUAUGCAUAGAGAUGUUCUCGACAGCCUCAUGAACGGCAAUCUCAUCUCUCGACAACGCGAGGACGUCGAUUUCCGCGCUCGAACCGCAGAUAGCACACGUUUAGCUGCAAAUCCCGCGAUCUACCUACUUCAGAUCGUCAAUGUCGAAUUCCUGAACCAGCAACCGCGUCCCCACGAGGGCAAAGGUCUCUCUUGGCGAGAGUGGAAAAGAACGCUACAAGCGCUGACGCAGUAUCUGACUGAAUCAGAAGCAGGAAUUCAUGGAAGAGAUAGCUGGGUUGACCAAGUCGACGGCAGUCUCAUCGACAGAAGUCGAGAACCCUUCGGCAAGGACCAGAAAUGCAGAUUCCUAACUAACAAGCGUCAGAAGGAAGUGCUGCAUGAAUUCGUUCGAGCGGCAAAGGAAUUGUACGUCGACAAGGGACAGGCACUGGAAGACGUCAAUCCUGCAGACCCUGCCUUGGAUAUUACUCUGGCUCGUGUUCCGCAAGAAUGUCGAUUCUCAAACACCAUUUUCGGCCUCUUCCACUGCGUUCUUCGAGAGCUAUGGGGUAGGGAUAGAUGGGAAGUCGUAAGUAGCAAGCUUGUCGACGUCACUGACCCAUUAGAUGCUCCAGUGGCCGAAUGUCUCUGCUCUGAAAUAGUGCAGACAUACUGGUAUCAAGAUGGUUCAAAUCCUGCUCUGGCCGGAGGAAUGAUGGUUGCUGGUAAGACGAGAUCGUUAACGUCGGAGGAUUACAAGUACUAUUGGAAAGAAUCCAAAGAUGUUCUUGUACGGCUUAAUAUUCUUGGGGACAAUCUCGCCUACUACAAAAAGCUGAGAGAAGACACUGGGCGAACGUUGGAUGCGGUGAAGAUAUGCUCAACCGACCAGCGAUGGGACGAGAUUGAGAAAAGUCAAGGGCUAUUGAAAGCCCAACUUGAUCAUAUCAAAGAGCGUGCUGAUGCCAUUGUGCUCACUCCCCAUAUCGAAAGCAUUGAAGAAUGGGUUGUGGAGAACAACGCAUACCUGGAAAGCAAGUACCCUACGAAAGCAGGUGAAGCUGACAGGAGCGCUGAUGCUUGA